Molecule: messenger RNA, 668 nt
Organism: Phalaenopsis equestris
Lineage: Eukaryota; Viridiplantae; Streptophyta; Magnoliopsida; Asparagales; Orchidaceae
Source: RefSeq, a predicted model, not a curated record
UCUCUCCCUUGUGGUCGCUGCAGACAGAGACAGGCGAGCGAGAGCCGUGUAGCCCUAGGAACACUGGAGUGUGGUGACGACAGAAAUAUGUGCUGCCCCUUCAAGCCUGCGGUAACCAAAGCCCUCUCGACACAUCUCCUGUCGAGCUCAAAGAACUCGGAGAGCAGGCGUCAUGGCUGUCGCUCCUGGAAUUCAGCCUGUCUGUUGCCCUUUUACGCUUCAUUCUCCAUCCCGCCAUCUCUUCUUAAAUACCUCCGGUGCCCGUCGAAUUCCCACCACUUGCCUUCGAUCCUCAUCUUCCUCACCUCAUCCUCCCAAUGAAAGCGUAUCCGAUCCGUCCGCCGUCUCCUCCACUAAUUCUACGGGCGACCGCUUUAUUAAUUCCAGGAACCAUGGAGAAUAUCGGCUUGGAUACAAGCAUGCUGCCGAUAAGGGGGAAACUUCUGUCGUUCGGCUCACGCCCUCCCCUGAAUCGUCCAUUGAGAAGCUCAUAUUUGACUUUCGAUUCUUGGCCCUUUUGGCUGUUGGUGGUUCACUCGCUGGGUCUUUGCUGUGCUUUUUGAAUCAGUAGAGCUGUAACUUCUGCUGGCGUUUUUUUUUUUUUUUUGUAUAAAAUUUACAGUGCAAUACAGAAUGUUUCUACGUCUAUUCAGUGUUUCUACUCGCUU